Cimex lectularius (bed bug) is the source of this 1706-nucleotide messenger RNA. RefSeq names its product RNA-binding protein Musashi homolog 2-like. Gene Ontology annotation, molecular function: RNA binding. Lineage: Eukaryota; Metazoa; Arthropoda; Insecta; Hemiptera; Cimicidae. Gene Ontology annotation, cellular component: cytoplasm. The record is from RefSeq and is a predicted model, not a curated record. The transcript has 4 exons. Bases 468 to 1679 code for a protein of 403 amino acids.
GCCGCCAACGCCAGUCGUCCUCAGACCUUCGCAGGGUACCUUUCGACGAUCCUCGGCCGGAAAUACAUGUGAUUUCUACCCGUUGUGUUUUGCCGCAGUUCGGCCCAGUGUUUUGUGAGAUCUGUGAUCGAGUUUCGAAAGGCGUGAAUCAAAGGGGCUCGACGACCCGAAGACCGAUUCGCAUUUCAUCUCGUUUUCCUCCUAAGAAACGUGCAAAUUCGGCUCUUUUACCCGUGAAGAAAAUAACUUUUUCGGAGUUCUGUUUAAUUACUUUUGUUGUUAAAACUCCCAGUACCGAUUUCCAUUUUUUUCGAUUCGGACCUUUUGGAAGGAAUUUACAAGUGGACAGCCGUUGCUAAGCGACAGACGGCCAACAAAAUUUUCAGGUCCCAAGGAUUUACAAAGGAGUGAAACUGUCCGCCACACUGUAUACCCAAACGGCUCUUAGGUUGCCCACCACUUUGGGCAUGGAAGCGAUGGCCCCCAUAGGGGAACAGGAUUUGUUCAACAUGAAUAACCUCGUUCCCAUGAACGGGCUGAGCCUCCUGCACAUGAACGGGCAGCUGCCUAUCAUCAAACAGGACGUGAAGCCGAUGGUGAACGGGACGGGAUGCGGAGGGCCGGCCACCGGCGGCGGUUCUCAGCUGAACCUCAGCCAGCCGCCCCAGGCGCCGCCUCCGAGUUCGACUGCUCAGACGAAUGGCACGGCCACCGAGUCAUCUCCCGCGGGUCCAUCCCAAGGGGGCAACUCCUCCGGCAGGUCCACCCCCAACAGCAGCGACCCGUCUGCAGCGAAGCUGUUCGUUGGCGGUCUAAGCUGGCAAACAAGCAGCGACAAGCUUCGCCAGUACUUCGGCAUGUUUGGGACCGUCACUGAUGUCCUCAUCAUGAAAGAUCCUAUCACCCAGAGGAGUCGUGGAUUUGGGUUUAUAACAUUUGCUGAGGCAGAUACGGUUGAAAAGGUGCUUAAGGUACCGAUACACACAUUGGAUGGGAAGAAGAUUGAUCCAAAACACGCUACACCGAAGAACAGGCCUAAGGCUACAAACAAGACAAAGAAGAUAUUCGUUGGAGGAGUGAGCCAAGACACUUCUUCAGAUGAGGUAAAGGCUUAUUUCAGCCAAUUUGGCAAAGUCGAAGAAACCGUGAUGCUGAUGGAUCAGCAGACAAAGAGGCAUCGUGGAUUCGGUUUUGUCACAUUCGAGAAUGAAGACGUUGUUGACCGAAUUUGUGAGAUACAUUUCCACACUAUCAAGAAUAAAAAGGUGGAGUGUAAAAAGGCACAGCCGAAGGAGGCAGUGGCUGCAGCGGGAUUGCUCCUCGGAAAGAGAGUCAUGAUGGGACCCUUGGGAAUGAGGAUGGCUGCACCGGCUCCAGUUGCUGCCGGUCAGCUUGUUUCGGUGACUGCCCAAGCGGCUCAGGCUGCUGCGGCUGUCGCCGCUCAACAGGCUGUUGCAGGUUAUAGCAAGUUGUUCGGUGGCUAUCCCGGACUCGCAAGUUAUCGUUAUGCACCGUAUCCGGUAGCUGCACCGGCGCCUGCUACACCGACACCGGCUGCACCUGCCCCUGCGUUAACUCCUGCUUCGCCCUACCAAGGAUACUCGUUACCAAAUGUGGAUAUGACUAGCUUCCAGGGAGUCGACUGGGGAUCAAUGUACGGUAUGGGCAUGUAUGUCUAACUCUGGUAAUUCACAUCUUUACUUAUU